CUGAUUCCUAGUGUAGUUAGUUAGUGUAGGGAAACACUGAGGGCGUGGUGCCCGAUUACCAAUCCUCUAUCGCGCGGCAUCAUCAGAGCCAUCGACUUGCGAUGGGCUAGCGCACCGGGUACACUGCGCGAUCGAUCGAUCCGAAAGACGUGUCAUUCUCGCAGCGCGCGCGAGCUGCCCCGCCGAGGCCCCGGGCCCCUUCGAAGCAUUCCGCACGCAGGCAUCUCAUCUCCGACAGCUCGCCAAGUUGUCGCCCACAACCACAUCCACAUCCACAUCCACAUCCACAUCCACAGCCAAGCCCACCUCCCGCAACACUCAUCCAUGCCAGCAACGAGUGUCGAGGGCGUGGCGCCCGGCGCCGGCUUGGAGUGGCCGCCUGUUUCGGCUUCUAAGGAGCAACAGACCCGGCCGCCACCCCGCAAACGGAGGAGGAUUGUCAUUUCGUGCACCGAGUGCCACCGUCGAAAGCAAAAGUGCGACCGCAAGUUUCCCUGCACAAACUGCGUUUCGCGCAACAAGGACAGUGCGUGCCGGUACGAGACGGGUGCCCCGACUGCCAAACAACAUGGGAGGCGAGCAGUCACGGGCAUGACGGCCGCCCCUAGCGACAUGGCCGGGAAGCAAGAGCUAAGCCAGGAGCGCACUACCACGACAGCAGCAGCGGCAACCUUUGGCUACUCCCACACCAGCGCGAACACCCUCGGCUUCCUCCACCACAUUGAAUCAACAACCAGUGCCACCUCCGCCAACCCAGACAACGACGACGAUGACGAUGACGAUGACGACGACAAAAACAACAGCAACAGCAACAGCAACAAUAGCAACAGCAACGAUAAUAAUGUCGCCGACGUGACGGCGAUCAUCGCCGAGCUGCACAACCCCCUAAGCAGAACUAGCACGACCACGACGGCCAACUCUUCAGACUUGACGACAACGACGACCGCGACAACGACGACGACAAAUACCACAAACAACACCCCAACACUCACCCCGGCCGAGAGAGCCACCCGCGACCGCUACAAGACGCUGAUCCGCCAGCUCCCCGGCCGCUGCGCCAUCGAGAAGCUGUCGGCCCUCUACUUUGCCGAGUUCAACACGCACUACGCCAUGCUCGACCGCGACGUGUUCGACGCCCAGCUGGCCGCCUGGUACCGGUUGCCCUUCAGCCUGCUCUCGAGCGGGCCCGGCCCGGCCGCGCUGAGCCGGGAGAUGCGCGCGUUCCCGGCCGUCGUCUUCCAGGUCUGCGCCGUCGCCCUGCUCGUCCUCGAGGACGAGGACGCGCUCGACUCGGGCGGCGGCGGCGGCGACGCCGCGUGGUUCUCGGGCCUCAAGUACGCCGGCGGCAUGACCUUUGAGGACCUGGCCCGCGAGUACAGCGACUGCGGCGUCGAGCUGCUCACCGUCCUGGGCAAGCGCGAGAUGUCCCUCAACACGGUCCUGGCCGGCUGGAUGAGGGCGAGCUGGCUGAAGUAUGUCGGCUUGGUCACCGAGUCGUGGCAUGCGGUCGGCUCGGCGGUCCGCGACGCCCAGGAGAUCGGCUUGCACCGGGACAGCCUGGAUCCCAAACCGGCGAGCAACGACGCCGAGGCGGUGCUGGAGAACCAGUGGGAAGUCCAACGCCGCAGGAAGGCGUGGAUGACGCUCGUCCAGUGGGACAUCCACAUGGCGUCUGUGCUGGGCCGCCCGACCACCACCGACCUCAGGAUGGCGCCCCCCUCGCUAGCCGUGGACGCGCCGGUGCCCAAGGACCGCUCCAAGACACCCGUGUUGCCGAGAGGGGAGAUUGACCCGCCCACGCCGGUGACCAGGGCUAUCUGGGCAUAUCACGUCACGCGUCCGCUGAAGGAGAUACUGGAACUGGAGAAGGAAGGACCCUGUCCGAAGGACUUCAGCAGGGUCGACCGCUUGCACAACGAGCUCUUGGAUCUCGAGGCCAGGACGCCGGCAUUCUUCAGGUUGGAGAACCCCGAUAUCCGGUUCGACGCACUGCCCAAGUGCGCCUGGCUUCCCCUGGCCAGGGUGGUCUUUCCACAGCUGAUCUCGUUCGAGCUGAUGGCGCUGCACCGACCGUACAUCUUCACGAGGCCAAAGAGCAGGACAGAAGCGCUGAAGGCGAGCCUCGAUAUGCUGGACGCGCAGCGGUUGCAUUUCCAGUCGCUCAGGCCGCAAAUGUACAAGACUUUCUCCAUGUUUUUCGGAACCUUUGAUGCCAUCGUGCUGAUGGCUUCCAUAUACAUCCUCUUUCCCAAGGAGCACCCCGACAUGGUGCCCCGGGCAGUUCAGCACUUCCACUGGGCCGUCGAGCGCUUCGAGGCCAUGUCGACCCGCAACUCGCUGGCGAAAUCGGCCCUGGGCGUGCUCCAUGCCAUCUACAUGCGGAUGACGAAGGCGUUGGGGCUGUCCAAACUGGCCGCCAAGAGGAUGCUGCUCCCGGGGUCUGCGUCCAACUCCAACUUCCAGGCGAACGGAAGCGCCAACAGCAGCAUAGCGUCAUCUAGUGGGUUCAGUCCCUGCGCGACAACGAGUUACAACCCAUCCCCGUCUACGGGGUCCGGGACGGCCAUGAGUUCGACAGCCAUGUCUACGCCCGGGCACGACUUCUCCCCCCCUCAGCACUCGGGCUUAAACGGCAGCACUCAACAAACCAGCGCCGCGGAGCUGACUACGACGACAACUCCGCCCGAAGACCCCGCUACCGGCUUCAGCUUCAACUGGGAUCCGGAUCCGGACUUGUUCACGGUCAACCCGUCCUCCAACGACAACCCGUUCGAGUGGAACCCGCCAAGCGACUUCGACUGGUCCAGUCUGCAGCCCAUCUAUGCCACCAGCGACUUGGUCUACCACAACCUGACCAGGACCGUUCCCGGGGCCCCCGGGGCCCCCGGCGGCGGCGACGGCGGGCAAAACGGGGUCGGCUGGGACUACCAGGCCCAACAGGGCACGUACGAUGGGAGAGGAGGAGGAGGCACGGGUCUCCAAUGCAACGGCCCAGACAUGACGGCGGGAGGCGGGGGAGGAGGAAUGGGCAUGGGGACGGCGACGGCACCCGACGGCGGAGGGGCGACGACCCUCCCGUAUUGUCAGUUCAGAGGCGAUUUCGGGGACGAUAGCGUGUGGAACCUGCUGAAUCAGUAUUCCCCAUUUUGAUCAAAACUGAAAUCCCUGGGCGUCAGGGACGGGCGAGAUGGGAAUGAGUAGUAGUCGUUGAUGCACAAUAAUAUUAGAACGCAUCACUCCCGGUAAACAGGUUGUUGCUUUGAUGUUUGUACGUGGGUCUUACGGUGUGUAUCAAGGUUAGGCAGGGCUGUGUGUUUCUUUGAAUGUUUUGGUAGCCGCGGGAGGGAAGCAAGCAUCACACGAGACACAUUAUGGUUCCAAAUACGACCACGACCACAGGUUUC
Molecule: messenger RNA, 3404 nt
Organism: Thermothelomyces thermophilus ATCC 42464
Lineage: Eukaryota; Fungi; Ascomycota; Sordariomycetes; Sordariales; Chaetomiaceae
Exons: 4
Coding region: 325-3150 (941 amino acids)
Biological process (GO): regulation of DNA-templated transcription; DNA-templated transcription
Cellular component (GO): nucleus
Molecular function (GO): DNA binding; DNA-binding transcription factor activity, RNA polymerase II-specific; zinc ion binding
Source: RefSeq, a predicted model, not a curated record